Messenger RNA from Labeo rohita (rohu), 3096 nucleotides. It is a transcript of the gene sult4a1, whose product is annotated as sulfotransferase family 4A, member 1. The transcript has 7 exons. Gene Ontology annotation, biological process: sulfation. The record is from RefSeq and is a predicted model, not a curated record. Gene Ontology annotation, molecular function: sulfotransferase activity. The coding region runs from base 158 to 1012 and encodes 284 amino acids. Lineage: Eukaryota; Metazoa; Chordata; Actinopteri; Cypriniformes; Cyprinidae. Gene Ontology annotation, cellular component: cytoplasm.
CUCCUCCUCCUGAUUGGCUGAAGGUCAAGGCGCACGCAAAGCGGCACGUCUUUGCCAAACAAUCAGAGGCUGCUGGAUAUCAAAUGCGUCUUCUUCUGCCCAAUUCUUUUUAAAAAUCAAUCCCUUCAAGCCUUUCGUGUUGUAAUCGUUUGAAAGGAUGGCGGAAAGCGAGGUGGACACGCCGAGCACCCCGAUUGAAUACGAGAGCAAAUACUUCGAGUAUGAAGGAGUUCGACUCCCUCCUUUCUGCAGGGGCAAGAUGGACGAGAUCGCCAACUUUUCGUUAAGAAGUAGCGACAUAUGGAUCGUUACAUACCCCAAAUCAGGUACGAGUUUGUUACAAGAGGUGGUAUAUCUUGUGAGUCAGGGCGCGGACCCAGAUGAGAUCGGGCUUAUGAAUAUUGAUGAGCAGCUUCCUGUGUUGGAAUAUCCACAGCCGGGUUUGGAGAUCAUCCAGGAACUGACGUCGCCUCGUCUGAUCAAAAGCCACCUGCCGUAUCGCUUUCUGCCCACAGCGAUGCACAAUGGUGAAGGCAAGGUGAUCUAUAUGGCCAGGAACCCUAAAGACCUGGUGGUGUCCUACUACCAGUUUCAUCGCUCUUUACGAACCAUGAGCUACCGGGGAACAUUCCAGGAAUUCUGCAGGCGAUUCAUGAAUGAUAAGUUGGGAUACGGCUCCUGGUUUGAGCAUGUUCAGGAGUUCUGGGAGCAUCGCAUGGACUCUAACGUUCUCUUUUUGAAAUAUGAGGAUAUGUACAAGGAUCUGGGGACCCUGGUGGAGCAGCUGGCUCGCUUUCUGGGUAUCUCGUGUGAUAAAGCCCAGCUGGAGAGCAUGGUGGAGAGCUGUAACCAACUCAUCGAGCAGUGCUGCAACUCUGAGGCCCUGUCCAUCUGCCGGGGUCGUGUUGGGCUUUGGAAGGACAUUUUCACUGUGUCCAUGAAUGAAAAGUUCGACGCUGUUUACCGACAGAAGAUGGCCAAGUCUGACCUGACCUUUGACUUUAUCCUGUGAGGGAGCGACACUGGACUAUCUGCUAACCGCUCGAGAACAAACCGACCAACCAAUCAGUUCACCUGCUGUGCUUAAUGUCACCUGAUAGACAUUUCCCAUCCAGAUUUUAUCUCUCCAUUCUCACCAUCUCUUGCUUAUCAAAGCUUUCAUUAUUUUCUCAAAAGUUACUUCUUAGUACAGAUACGCGGUCAGUACUAAGAGUCUUUUUUUUUUCUCGUGUGUAUUUGUAUAAACAGUGCAUCAGCAGUGCUAGUCCGAAGUGUAAGCACAGUGCUUGUUGCGUUUGCACAUUGUACAGAGCUAUUCCAUAUCCCAAAGGCGCUUAUGAAAAGUGUAUUUAUUAAAAAUCAGAAAUGGAAAAUGAUUUAGACUAUAUUCUAUAUGCUAAAGCCCUUACGACAAACUCAAAAAUCGUUGUCGUUUCUCAGGAGGAUUCUUGAAAUCAUUGGCUAAUACGUGCACCAAAUAUGCAGUCAUCCAAUCACUGUUCAGGUCCGUGAAAACCUGAGCCUCAUGAUGAAUGCUGAUUGGCUCCUGGCCAAAAGAUGUAAAGUGUGUGUGGAAUGUCAUUUCGCUUACUCUAGUGGCUUCUAGACGCUUUGACUUAUAUUCCAGUAUAGCUAUUCACUGAUACUAUACAUAUUUUACAUUUAUGUUACAUUUACUUACAUGCGUGUCCUUAAUUAGAGCGUAUCAUGUCUACAUAUUUGCAUAAGUGAGAAAUAUUAGUAACAUGAGCGUACGCAAUCUCUGUGUAAAGGAAUAAGAGAACAUUUUACAUCAGUUACAUGCACAUCAUAAUAUAAUACAUGACCAGAGUUUGCAUUUCAUCAUUUUGUCUUGGUAAAAAUGCAUAAGAUGAACUCAAAUACCAGCACUUAAAACAAAGUGACUUACAUAUCCAACAAUUGCUGUGUUUUGAACGGAAUACUAGCAUACUACAUAGUGUACAAUUUUUAAUAAAUAGUAUGUGCAGCAUGCAUUAUACCACUAAAUAGUUUGGUAUGUAAUAUUCUAUGCUUUAUUAAAUGCAUGAAUUAAAAGACAGACAGUCAUGUCAGAAAUUUUUGAUCAAAUUUGGCAGUCUGAUCAAAAAAUGAGAUGAUACUAUCUGGUUUAUAUGUAAUGCUGAGAAUGAUUUGAGUGUGUUGCAUUGUGGGAUUCAGUUUUCUGUGCAUCACGCACUAAUGCAAUGAAAAAGGUACAUGUAAAGUUUAGAAAAAAAUGUAAGAAAGAUUAUUUAAGUAUGUUUAAGAAAGUACAAUUUCAGUCUUUCCACUUUAAACAUUUUAGGAUUUAUUCAAUGUGUUACAUGCCACUUUUUGGUAAUUAAUUGUAAAGUUUACUAGCAAUUUUUGAGAAAAAGCUGAUUUUACACCCACUUUUUUAGUGUAGUAUGUAAGCUAAUAGUUAAUGCAUACAGGAAAUGUGCAUGCUGUGCAAAGUAUACAUACUGUGUACUGUAGAAAUAGUAAGAGUAGUAUACUAGUAUGCUAUUUUGAACAUUUUAUCAUUCAUUUUUUAAUUAUAGCAAAAAUACACUGAAAGUGUAGAAAUAAUUUAUACUCAUAAAUCGCUAGUAAAUUACUAAGAAAAGGCAAGUAACACAGAAUUAAAUAUGACAUUUUGAAGUAGAAAGACUUGGAAAUGGUGUUUUCUUGUAAAAUAUACUCCAAUAAUCUUAUUUUCAACUUUGACGUACAGUGUAGUAUGCUAGUAUGCUAUUUUGAAUUCAUGCAAUCACUUGAUUCAGGAAGAGAACUUCUGUUCAUACAGGAGAGAGGCUGUGAUGUCAUAAAGCUCUGAAACCUCACAUCCAAUCAGGAGUCAUCACAGACACCUAAUUCAUUCCUCUACAUACACCAUUUUCUCUUUAUUCGCACUCGCUAUCAUGCCUCUUUUUGUCUCUGGACACAUUAGCCUGAUGCUCUGAAUGUCUUUACUGUGUGGGACUCACAGGCUACUACCAACAUGUAUUAGUACUGCGGCCAGCCUGCACUCUGCUGUCUUAUGUAACUCAACACACUGGUUUCUUUUCAGUUUGCUUGCUGGUUUAUUAAUAAAGUGACAUCUUUAGGCCUUGA